Pseudovirgaria hyperparasitica is the source of this 3387-nucleotide messenger RNA. RefSeq lists its product as uncharacterized. The record is from RefSeq and is a predicted model, not a curated record. Gene Ontology annotation, molecular function: triacylglycerol lipase activity. The transcript has a single exon. Lineage: Eukaryota; Fungi; Ascomycota; Dothideomycetes; Acrospermales; Acrospermaceae. Bases 302 to 3124 code for a protein of 940 amino acids.
ACCGAUCCACAGUGCCUGUCCUGUACAUAGGCAAGGCUAUUAUGAUGUGGACGCGAUCUUCUCCUUCAGACCCUCACCAUCGUCCUGAUUGACAGCGAAUGACUUUGUUGGCGUCCUUAUGUCCUUGUCUUCAUCCUACCCCUUGUCUUCGCUCAUGUCUGUCUUCACUCUUCCUUCCGCUUCUACCCGGCUUGUAUGCAUCUUAUAGAGAUCGCGCCUGUCAGCAUUGUAUCCUCCCUAGUUCCUAGAAACUACUUCUGACACCUGGAACCAAGACCUGAGUUCUCUUCACUGAGAAAUAAUGGCUGUGGUAGAGGCCCGGCCGAACCCGCCUCCAAACCCGCGCUCGAAUCGACCAAACGCCCUAGCUGAUAUACAUUAUGGCUCUAUCGUGGCAUCUGAGUCGGGAACGCCUUCGGAAGAGGAUGAGCAUGAAGAUGUAUCCAAGUAUACUAGAGAGGAUGCAGAGAAUGCGAUUGGCGUCAGUAUCGGCCAAGAGCAAACACGCCUCACCUCCCCAAAGACGCCUGCUGCUGAGAAGGCUGCUGCUAUGGACGAUCUCGAUGGAGGAGCAUUGUUUGACAGCGCCCUGGUAAACACUGGCCAUGACUCGCAGGAACCCAGCCCUGAGAAGGUGGAAAGUACCGAGGAGCCUUCGAGCUACUUUGAACAACCUAUCGACAACGCUGUGAACCAUUCAUAUCCCGUCAAAGAAGAAGAGUCCCCUAAUUAUCCACCCAUGCCUUCACCGUGGCGGGCGCAACCUCGCAAGUUUACCCGACUGGAGGCUACACGGAAUACAUUGCGAGAUAGUUUUGCUGGUGGCCGACGAAGAGCACACUCCAGUAGCGGCAUGACUGCCGAAGCGAUCAGAAAGUUCAUCGGAAGCCUUCCUUCUAUGCCCAAAGGACCUGCUAUGCUGCAAUUUAGCCUCCCCAAUUUCUCCAGCAAUGACAAACCGAUUGAGGUGAAUGAAUAUACUAGAGCGAGACCGGCAUAUCCCACACGCACCAAAUCAGGUGCACACAAUCUCCCUCAAAAUGACGGCGCAUCAGGGUCCAAGAUUCGACAUGACUCCCAGAUAUCCCCUUUGCAAAGUGGUAGCACUAUUACCGGACCAUCUGCGAUGCAGUCUCUAGAUCAAGUCGCAGCUUCCGAUUAUGCAGCUUUGCAACGGGCCAACUUCGAACAGCCUCAGCGGCCAAUCCAUCGACCACCCCUGAAAACACUUCCGAGUCAACUUCGGAAAUCAGCCUCCCAUGAUUCGUUGCUCAUGCGCCGAACUCUUUCGACCGCCUCGUCUCUGGGCGACGAUGGGCGAUUUGACAAUGUUUCCGAUCAAGUGAAUAGUCGAUUCAAGGCUAUUAAAGACAGCUUGCAGGACGCCAACUUCAAAUUGCCCAGCAUACCGACAAGAACGACUUUCACCAAUUUUGACUUUAGUGAUUCAGUUUCGAAUCUCUUUGGCGAGAAGAGGAAUAAUAGGUUUUUGGAAUCGAAUAGUCCGGAUGGUUCAUUUGGGAGUGCUGGUAGUCGAAGUCCUCGCCCCUCAUAUAAGCGAGGUUCUUUGAAUGCAUCUUCAAAUACACCAAGCUCAUCUGGUAUGGACCCCGCUUUUUCUGCUACUCAUCCACACUUUACGCGGGCUCUGGAGAGGCUCAACGGAGAUGUCGUUAUCAUGGGGGGCUAUAGGGGCUCUAUCCUACGUUCUGCUGAACCUCCCAAUCGCCAACUAUGGGUCCCUAUAAAAGUAGGCCUCAACAUACGAAAGGUCGACUUGGAGGUGGGUCUUGAACCAGAAGAUGAGGAGACGAUGGAAAAGCGAAUAAUACCAAGCGGGAUGCUCAAAAAUAUAGGGCCUGUAGACAUCUCUCGACGACUCUUCAAACGAUUACGACAUUCGGAGAAUGCGAAGAGUGGUCGAUUACGUGUCCAUGACUACGGCUACGACUGGCGGCUUAGUCCUCACAUCCUUAGUCGCAAACUCAUAGAAUUUCUCGAGUCUUUACCAUGUAAUCAACCUGACGUACCAUCCUCGGAGCGUGGCGCCACUGUUAUCGCACAUAGUCUAGGAGGUCUCAUAACUCGGCAUGCCGUGAAUAGGCGUCCUGAGCUCUUCGCUGGAGUUGUAUACGCAGGUGUGCCUACGCGAUGUGUCAACAUCCUUGGCCCUUUUCGUAACGGUGACGACGUUCUCUUUAGUUCACGUGUACUCACAGCGCAAGUCAACUUCAGCAUUCGUACGAGUUUUGCCCUACUUCCUCUCGAUGGCGAAUGCUUCAUCGAUAAGCAGACAAAAGAGCGCUACACAGUCGACUUUUUUGACGUCAAGAAUUGGAUCGACUACCGCUUUUCUCCAUGCAUUGCACCACCGCUUCCUGCCCUCAAUGCAGCUCCGCAGAAUACCAUCUCUGGCAUGAUCUCCUCCAUGGCAUCGAUGCUCAAUGAUCUUCCGAACCCCUUGAAUCCUCGCAAGAACUCAAUGCCAAAAUCAUGCUCUGAUGGCCCGCCCGCCGAAACAAAAGAACACCUCAUGUCUGCCAUACAUACCGCCGAAGCUCAAGUCAAGUCAGGCGGAGCAAACAAUUUCGAGCCUCAGAUGGGCGGUAAAGGCUCUCCCCCACCCACCUCGGCUUCUCCUCCUGUGACCGCACACAACCAGCAUAUGCGUCAGAGCUCUGGUAGCGGGAGCACAGCCUGCACCAUUCCAUACGCCAAAGCAAUCGCAUAUCUCGAGCGCACUCUCGCGGAUACCAAACGAUUCAAGCUCGAACUCGAGCAUCAGCCUGCUCAUGCUGCUGCAAAUGCUUACCCACCCAUUGCCACCAUCUACGGCAAAUCUACACCGACGGUGUAUGGUGCGAAGGUCACUGGGCGGGACGGGAUACGCAGAGCAGAUGCGUAUGAUGAGUUGGCGUUUGCGAGUGGGGACGGAGUUGUGCUGGCACGCGCGGCGCAGAUACCGGAUGGGUACAAGGUCGUUAGUGGUGGUGUCGUGAGUAGCGAGCGUGGACAUGUCACGCUUUUGGGCGACUUGGAGGCUGUCGGGAAGUGUUUGGAUAGAGUGACGCAGGCAAGGAGGAAGCAUGGUAUUGGGCUGGGGGUUGGAAAGAGCAAUGAUUGAAUGGACUUGUAUAUUGGAUAUUCUGUCGCCUGUUGGAUACGCAUGCUCAGUCUCAUACGAUAAACGUGGAGGUUGUUCCAUUCGAUUUCGCAUUCCUCCUAGAACGACGUAGACGAUUCACUACUUUUGGUGUAUAACACGGUUUUUGAGGCCAAUAAUACUGACCAACUCUCUACUGAAUAGACAAAUUCGCAUAAUAUUCUAGACUCCAUACGGUUGAAGGUAAGAGAUAGUAAUAGAUUCUUUUAUAGCGUAUUCAUAAG